AUGAUGACCAGGCGCAUCGCCCGGACCCUGACGCAGCUCGCGACAGCUGCCAUCUUCCUCUCCGCCAUCGUCUUCCUCCUCGACCACAACUACAGGGUGCUGCCCAACUCCCUGCACGAGUACAUGCCCACGCACCACGCGGGGCUGGUGGUGACGGACAUAACGGUGCUCGAGUGCUCGCGCAUCAACAUCUUCUCCUCGUGCAAGCUCGACGCCAGCCGGUGGGAGCGCAUCGACAAGGAGCUCCACCUCGGCCAGUCGUGGACGUCGGCCGCCUACGUCUUCGUCAGCCGCAAGCACGAGCACGACCUCUCCCCCGACGACAAGGUGGUGCUGGACCUGACCGUCGGCCGGCUGGACCCUUCGUCGCGCUCUGCCGCCGUCGACGACAGGUGGGAGUCGCGGCCGGCCGGGCUGUGGAUCAGGCGCUCCGCCAAGAAGCGCUCCAGCGACUCGGUCUUGGCCGUCACGGGCGUCGACGUCCUGUUCGGCGACGACGCCGUCGAGGCCCGCGACGGCUGGGCCAUCACCGGCACGCCCCUCCUCCUCAGCUCCGACCGGAGGGACAUGAUCAGCGCCCACAUCACCAUGCGCAGGGGCGACGCCGACCACGACGCCGGCCCCAGGAAGCCGGUCCCGCGCAUCCCCCCCAGCGGCCGCUUCAAGAUCAUGCAGAUCGGCGACCUGCACCUCAGCACGGGCGUCGGCGUCUGCCGCGACGCCGUCCCCGAGGGUUUCGACGGCGGGCCGUGCGAGGCCGACCCGCGUACCCUCGAGUUCGUCGGCAAGAUGCUCGACGAGGAGAAGCCCGACCUCGUCGUCCUCAGCGGUGACCAGAUCAACGGGGGUACAGCGCCCGAUGCGCCGACUGCCAUCUUCAAGAUCGCCGCCCUCCUGAUCAAGCGGCAGAUCCCAUACGCCUCCAUAUUCGGCAACCACGACGACGAGGAGACCAUGAGCCGCGCGGCCCAGAUGAAGAUUUACGAAUCCCUCCCCUACUCGCUCGCCACGUCCGGGCCGGCCGGCGUCGACGGCGUGGGCAACUACUACGUCGAGGUGCUGGCGCGCGGCAAGUCGGACCACUCCGCCCUGACGCUGUACCUGGUCGACACUCACGCCUACAGCCCGGACGAGCGCCACUUCCCGGGCUACGCCUGGGUCAAGCCCAGCCAGAUCGACUGGUUCCGCCGCACGGCCGACAGCCUCAAGGCCCGCCACAGCGAGUACACCCACCGCCACAUGGACAUCGCCUUCAUCCACAUACCCCUGACCGAGUACACCGACUGGGACCUCCCCCGGGUCGGCAGCUGGCUCGAGGGCGUCACGGCCCCGACCUACAACAGCGGCUUCCACGACGCCCUGGUCGACAAGGGCGUCGUCAUGGUCAGCGCCGGCCACGACCACUGCAACGACUACUGCUCGCUGUCAUUCAGACCUCGGUCCGGGUCCGGGGCAGCAGGCGACGUGGCCGACCACCGGAAGAAGACGAGGCAGGAAGUCCAGAUCCCGCCGGAUGGUCACCAGCAGGCCCAGCCGGCCCAGGACACCACGCCGGCGAUGUGGAUGUGCUACGCCGGAGGCGUCGGCUUCGGCGGCUACGCGGGCUACUUUGACUACGUCCGUCGUCUGCGCCUCUUCGAGGUCGACACGAACGAGGCUCGCAUCACCACGUGGAAGAGGUUAGAGGCCGGUAACACGGCUGCCAGGAUUGACGAGCAGAUUAUUGUCGAUGGCGGGAAACCUGUUGCUCCUAUGCCACCUCAUUAA
Geosmithia morbida is the source of this 1767-nucleotide messenger RNA. Its product is annotated as DNA repair exonuclease SbcCD nuclease subunit. Gene Ontology annotation, cellular component: cytoplasm. Lineage: Eukaryota; Fungi; Ascomycota; Sordariomycetes; Hypocreales; Bionectriaceae. The coding region runs from base 1 to 1767 and encodes 588 amino acids. Gene Ontology annotation, molecular function: phosphoprotein phosphatase activity. The record is from RefSeq and is a predicted model, not a curated record. The transcript has 3 exons.